Molecule: messenger RNA, 1161 nt
Organism: Lentinula edodes (shiitake mushroom)
Lineage: Eukaryota; Fungi; Basidiomycota; Agaricomycetes; Agaricales; Omphalotaceae
Exons: 4
Coding region: 1-1161 (386 amino acids)
Molecular function (GO): DNA binding
Source: RefSeq, a predicted model, not a curated record
AUGUCGAACUCAAGAGAAGAUCGUUAUUAUGCUAGUCUUGGUAAAACAGGGAAGAGUCCACCGCUUGGGGAUCAAGCACCAGGUUUCUUUCAAACUGGACAGGGUGGGCGAACAGUGCUCCCUCCUCUUUCAUCUGCAUUUCCAAGCUCACAUCUUCCAGCUUCCACUUAUCCUAAUCAAUAUACGCAACCUCGUUCCAUGCCAACUCGGUACGACUACAAUCAUGCCCUUUACAAUCAAUGGCCGGGCAACAAUCAAUCAUCGGCGCAUAUGAAUUAUGCUUAUUAUGACACGACCGAUAAUCGCUAUGCUUCAAACUACUAUUCAGCCUACCCUUCGUCUCGGACUUCACCAGCACCUGAACAUAGUGAUUCGAGGAAACUUCCUCCUUUAACUACCACCUCAGGCCUUGGACGAGAUGAUCGGUGGUCUUCCAACACCGCUUCAUACUCUGUUGGUCCAGCCGAGAAUCCCUCAUAUUCCGGAAUUCGCAGUCCCACUGCAUCAUAUCCCCCAUCGUUCGCUGCUUAUCCGACACCAAACUCGACGAAUAAUUAUGGAAAUCCUGUACCAAUGACUGACGCACAUACUCAGUCACAUAUACAUGCGGCCAGUCACGCGUCAAUGAUGCUACCCGAAAGUCAUCGUCCAGUCACUCCUUCGUAUGCACCGAGUGGUCUGCAAAUCCCCCCGUCAUAUACACCACCACCUGUUUCGCCUACCACAGGAACCGCCAACGAGCCUCUGAUCAAGAAAAAACGCAAACGUGCUGACGCCAGCCAAUUAAGAGUUCUGAACGAUACUUAUGCUCGAACAGCGUUUCCGUCCACAGAGGAACGCCAGGCCCUUGCUAAACUAUUGGACAUGUUUCAGAAUAAAAGGCAGUCUAUGCGUCAGACUCAGACUCGGCAGUCUUCUUCUUCAGGGACCACUCUCCACCAAUCUUUUGGCGUAUCCAAUCCAAACGAGUACGAUGCAAGUGGAUAUGAAUCCACUGGUAUCCAUGUGCCUAGCUCUACUUAUGUGUCCCGCACAUCACAGGAAAGUCACACUUCUUCAGUGCUUAGUCCUACCGUCUCGCAUCGACGUCCCCGUAGUCAAGACUCCGUUUCGAACGAUACCGCUGGUACAAAACCACAGCAGUGGUCGCCGAGGUACUAG